AUGGCCGCGGCGGCGCUGCCCGAGUCGGUCUCCAGCAGCACUUGUAGCGUGGAGGGAGCUGCGGGCGGCGGCAACGGCAGCAGCAGCCGGCACGAGAAGAGCCUGGGGCUCCUCACCACCAAGUUCGUGUCCCUCCUGCAGGAGGCCAAGGACGGCGUGCUCGACCUGAAAGCGGCUGCUGACACUCUUGCGGUAAGACAAAAAAGGCGGAUCUAUGAUAUCACCAAUGUGCUGGAAGGGAUAGAUCUAAUUGAAAAAAAGUCAAAGAACAGCAUACAGUGGAAAGGUGUAGGUGCUGGCUGCAACACAAAGGAAGUCGUAGAUCGACUAAGGUAUCUGGAAGCAGAAAUCGAAGAUCUGGAACUAAAAGAAAAGGAGCUGGACCAGCAGAAAUUGUGGUUACAGCAAAGCAUUAAAAAUGUUAAAGAAGACACCACAAAUAAAAGUUUUUCAUAUAUCACUCAUGAAGAUAUUUGUGACUGUUUCAAUGGGGAUACGCUUCUAGCAAUUCAGGCACCUUCUGGCACACAGUUAGAAGUACCUGUCCCUCAUCUGGGCCAGAAAAAAUACCAGAUCAAUUUAAACAGUCACUCAGGGCCUAUCCAUGUGUUGCUCAUCAAUAAAGAAUCCAGUUUUUCUAAGCCGGUGGUUUUUCCAGUUCCUCCACCAGAUGACCUCAUUCAACCUCCAUCUCAAGCUGUGGUUCCAUUGACUUCUCCUAAACUGAACUCUGAUCCUCAGAAUUUACAAGAGGAUAAAGACACUAGUCAAGGUCAAUCCCUUCCACAGACACCAGCCAUAAAUAUACCUACAGAUAGAAGUUCUCAAGAGAACGCAACUUCUGAAACCCUUUACGCCAGCAUUCCAGAUUCUGAGCUGUACAACAGUCUUGUAACAGAAACUACGCCAAGUUCAAAUACCUGUCAGCCUUUCCUUCCGCUGGAUGUUAAUAGUGUCCUCAAACCCAACUCAUUUGAUACAACAAAGAUAGAUGAGCCUGAAGGAAUAAUUAACAGUGAUAUCAUUGAUGAACUGAUGUCCUCUGACGUGUUUCCACUGUUGCGGCUCUCUCCUACUCCUGGUGAUGACUACAGCUUCAACUUGGAUGAUAAUGAAGGAGUCUGUGAUCUCUUUGACGUGCAGAUACUGAACUACUAGAUGCCA
Molecule: messenger RNA, 1164 nt
Organism: Euleptes europaea (tarantolino)
Lineage: Eukaryota; Metazoa; Chordata; Lepidosauria; Squamata; Sphaerodactylidae
Gene: E2F5
Product: E2F transcription factor 5
Exons: 9
Coding region: 1-1158 (385 amino acids)
Biological process (GO): regulation of transcription by RNA polymerase II
Cellular component (GO): RNA polymerase II transcription regulator complex
Molecular function (GO): RNA polymerase II cis-regulatory region sequence-specific DNA binding; protein dimerization activity; DNA-binding transcription factor activity, RNA polymerase II-specific
Source: RefSeq, a predicted model, not a curated record